Molecule: messenger RNA, 3432 nt
Organism: Cladocopium goreaui
Lineage: Eukaryota; Dinophyceae; Suessiales; Symbiodiniaceae
Source: the annotation of a GenBank genome assembly
AUGAGACGGGCAGGGUAUGUAAGUGGUCGCUUUGAUAUCCUCUACUGUGAUAAGACGAAGCAGGGCAAACGGAAGUCGAACUGGCAUGACCUGCAAACACCAGCCGGGUUUGUGAUGGCACUGGUGUUCAUCAUGAAGCAGCGAACGGCCGAUUGCAUCACCUGGUUUGGCAUAAAAUGCUCUUCCUUCACUGGUGUAAACCGGGGAACCAGCAAGCGUAGCCCCGAAAUCUUGGCCUCUACUCCAGAAGAUGUGGACGGCCUUUUUCAAACGGCGGACCUCAGCGCUGUUUACAAUUACCUUCGGGGUGGGAAAGGGUUCGAGGAUGUCAUGUAUGAAGCCCUGGUGCAUGACGAGGGAGUCCUGCUUACUGAGAUUGAGGACCUUGAGAAGGAGCUGCUGCAGAUCGAGGCCGUGACUGCUAAGUUCAGCCUGUCCCCCACUUCUGCAACCAGCUCUCCUCCUUCUACAACCGACAGUUCCUCUCCAGCAGCUUCGGAGGAUCGACCACCGCUUGCACCUGAGGUGGGCAUCAGCGAUGCUGCCACAGAUGCAGAGCCAGAGUUACCAGGGUUGCCUGAUGAUGCCUCCCCACAAAAACAAGCAGAAGGAGAUCCAUACUUUGGGGCUGAGGAAGUCAAGGUCGUUGAUGACCUUGCGGUUUCACUUGCACUUGCCUUUGGGCCUGACAUUCCAGUGAAAGAAGAACCAGAAGAUUCGGAAGGUGCCACCAGGGAUGGCAACAACAUGACACCUGAGACGCCACCGGCUCCUAGUGGCACCAAGAUCACCAAGCCGAAACGUGUUCUCACUCGCCGGGAGCUGCUUCGCAAUGCUGCAAAGGCUCGUAUCGCAAGGAUGGUUGCUAGCAAAAGGAAGAGGACUGAUCUUCAAGUACCAGCAUGGGUGCGGGAGCAGUGGGAGAAAGGAACUUCGGAAAAAGAAGAAAUGGCAUUGCAGAGAAUCAGUGGAGCAAAGGCCUUUUGCCAAGACAAGGAGGGCUACACCAGGAGAAAUCUCUACGACAAAGUCUUGGAGUUUUGGGUUACAGUGCGUGAGAGGGGAAGCAGGGAGCAGCUGCGAGAAGAGGAGACCCGGACCACUUCCUCCUCCAAGGCUGACGCGCCUGUGGAGAUUGAUGGCAAGGCAUUCGAUGAUGUCAAAGCCUACGAAGCUCGCACGGCAGCCCUUCCCCCUGCUGAGAAAGGUGUUGAGGAUGAUCCAACGUUGCCACAGAACCAGAACAGAGAGCACCUCAGAAAGUUUAUGGAGUCCAUCUUGAAAAGUGUGACCAAAAUGAAGAUGUUGAAGCGUGACAUCACCGGAAACUAUACUGCUGCCUCUGGUGAUCAGUCUCUGAAGUUGCUGAACGACCACAUCAGCAAAUUGGAGAAGGAAUAUGAUACGCUGCAGGAAGAGGUCGCCAAAGGAGAGACUUCCAACUUUGGCAGCGGGUGGUGGGCUGGUGCGCAGGCAAAAAUGAAGACUGCUACUUUUGUGUGUAGCCGAGCCUCUGCGACCGAAGUGAAGGUCCGGAAGGACAAACCCUUCAUGGAGAAGCUGGAUGAGGGGGAGAACAAGCCCAAGCCGAACAAACGGCGGCCCAGCACCAAGCGUAGCACAGAGUCAGAUGCAAAGCCGGACACCAAUGCUGAACCGAGUGCAGGGCCAGGCCUGCGACGCUUCGUUCAAGAGGUACCUUGCUCUGUGGCGAUUAGGAGUGCACGAGCUGUGAUUGAGGAGGUCCCAGAAGCUGCAGCUUCCACCAUAGCUUCUUUAGGCCGAUGUGACGAAAGAAACCCCGAACGUGAUGUUCACCGUGUUGCUCAUCACUACAAGCUGUCUAUUCCCAUUCCUUUGACUGACAUCAGAGUUGGGGACCACAAAAUUCCAGUCUUGAUGAUGAGUGAUUGGGCCCGAUACAUCUUAAGGAUGAAUUUGUGGCAUCGCCUAUGUGGCCUCAGAGACCCAGAUCCUGAAAGAUGUACUGCAAUUUGGACUACGUUUUGGGAAAGAUUCAGAACAAUUCAGCCCAAUCAUCCUGUUUUCAGAAGACGGGACAUUCCGCUGGGGAAUACCUGUGCAUUACUGUUACAUGGAGACGAGGGUCGAUCACAGAAAAAGAGUCCAAUCUUGUGUGUUUCCACACAUAGUGUGCUGGGCUACGGUUUGUCCACCUCAAAAGUUGACAAGACAGACUACUUGGCUAUGAAUUUGAAUUACGAAGAGCCAACCUGGACUACAAGGUUCUUACUGAGUGUAGCACCAAAACACCUCUAUGAGGAUGAUGAUGGUGAAGACAUCGAUGCUUUUCAGGAUCUCUUACGUGGUGUGUCCAUGGAUUUGAAGGUUCUGUGGGAGGAGGGGAUUAGUGAUGCCAACAGAAAUGAACGAUUCUUCUUCGUUGUUCUCUACAUCAUGGGGGACUGGCCGUGGCACAUUAAGGCCGGCUGCAUGAGCCGGUCGUUCCACAAUGCAGCCAAGAGGCAAAGCUCACGGGCGGAGCCUCGUGGCAUCUGUCACCUCUGCAUGGCUGAUACGAGAGGAUAUCCUUGGGAGGAUUGGCAAUGUGAUGAUCCAAAGUGGGUGGAAACAAUCAACACUGUCAGUCCCUUUUAUCGGGUACCAGCAGUACUUGAAGAACUUCCCCAUGAUGAUUCGGCUCAACCCGAUUUUUUCCCCUACGAUUUAUUCCAUGGAUGGCACAUCGGAGCUGGAAAGUCGUUUUUGUCAUCAGCUAUCGUAGCUUUGGCAUCUUCAAAUUUGUAUGAUGGGUCAAAGGAAGCCCGGUUGGAAGCUGUGUCAUUGGCUUAUGGGGCAUGGUGCCGUACCAAUCGAUACAAUCCAACCCUGAAACGGUUUACUUUGCAAAACGUGGGGUGGGUGGGAAACACCUAUCCUGCUGGAACUUGGUCCAAAGGGGCCACAACAACAGCCAUCACCAAGUGGUUUGUCGCGGAAUGCGCAGGUCGCAUAAACGAAGUUUUGGAAGAUCCUAUCCUUUCUGUUGUUUACAGCGCUGCACGUUGUAUUGACAAGUUUCUGACAGGUGUUUACAGCUUUGAACUGUGGAUACCAGCGUCUGAUGCCUUGCCCUUGGCCGCCAAUGGCUUUGGCUUUCUAAAGCAUUUUGGACGUGCUGUGAGGAUUUGCCAUGACCAGUCUCGACUUUUGUUUUUGCAAAUGCCAAAUUACCAUAGGUUGCAUCACAUUUUUCACAGAAUGCGUGAACAGGGGCGAAAAGGUCCUUUUGUGCUGAAUCCAUUAUUGGUUUCAACACAAUCUGAUGAAGAUUUCAUCGGGCGGCCCAGCCGCAUUAGCCGGCGGGUAAAUGCCCGGACUAUUGUCCAAAGGACAUUGCAAAGGGCACUCUUAGCCGCGUACGCAAAGUAUGUGGAGAAUGGCAUAAUUAUCCCAGAGCCAAGGCGUUGA